Messenger RNA from Apis laboriosa (Himalayan honeybee), 6405 nucleotides. RefSeq names its product monocarboxylate transporter 3. Gene Ontology annotation, molecular function: monocarboxylic acid transmembrane transporter activity. Bases 1852 to 4224 code for a protein of 790 amino acids. The transcript is spliced from 11 exons. Gene Ontology annotation, biological process: monocarboxylic acid transport; transmembrane transport. Lineage: Eukaryota; Metazoa; Arthropoda; Insecta; Hymenoptera; Apidae. The record is from RefSeq and is a predicted model, not a curated record.
UUUUUCUUUAAUAUAAUUGUAUUUUAUAUUAAUUAAAAUAAUUAAAAAAAAUAUAUACAUAUAAAAAUUUAAAACAUCUUUUAAAAUCUUGGUUCAGCAAAUUCACAAAUCGUCUGGUUGUCGCGCCACGUAAUUGUGAUAGGGUGGGGACGCAUGAGACGCUUCGCAUUUAUAGGUUAACUUUUCGCGCACAAACGAUCAGUGCCGCUUCAACGAGAGCUCCGUGCUCUCUCGUUGUCGCAAGCAGUUCUUUUGUUCGGCGGGUACUUAAAUUCUCACAAAGAUCCGUGUAGUUUAGUCAUUUGUAUAUCUUAGAAUCGUAAAAUAUAAUAGUAGUAAACACAGUGUAUUCGCAUAUACAUUCGCAAUCACCAAAAUGCAGUGAUUACAUUAUUGACAUAUCGUUGCAUGUUGUUUUGUUCAUUCAGCAUUAUUUUUGCACUAUACAAAGAUCACAAAACACAAUGACAGAAGAAAGAAUAUUGUGCACUUAGAAAAUAAAGUUAUUUUAUACAUGGAAAUUUGAAGAAGGCUCUAUUACCGUGUUUGUAUAUAAAUAGAAUUUCUGUAGUGCGUAGUGAUACAUAGCAGUUAUACGUCCAACAGCAAAACCAAUCGUUUCUGCCGGCAAACUUGUCAUGACAAUUUGCGCGUGCUGAAUCAUUUUAGGUGUAUAGUGCCAUUUCAUUCGUGUGCAUCCGAAACUCAUGGCUGAAUCUUAUUGAUGAACUGAAUUUAUUAAGACACGUUACUGUACGUGUAUCGUUAUCGAGUGUUGCAAGAAGGAAUAAAGCAAUAUAUAUUCUUAAUUUCUUUACAAAAGUGUACUUUUUUAGAAAAGUUACUGCGCACGUUUUUUAAGUUCGGUUGAUCCAUAAUACAUAGAAGGCAGUGAGCGUGCGAUGAUCGUAUGAUAGAAGUUGACUCAAAGCGCGCGAGUGUGAAAGACAUGGCAGCGGAUUUUGAUGAUUGAUAUUGCUACUCCUGUUAUUUGCUAACAGGGGGAGUGUUAAAUCGCGCGGAAGUGGCGUAGCGUGGCAAACUUUGAGGGAUAAAGUCACGGAAAGAAAGAAUAUACAGCGCGCACAGCUGCGCGCACUUCUACGAAAAUAGAACUCUGCACAGUGUGUGGAGGCCAACGACGAAACGAACGGAGUCUGACAUUAAAGCGAUCAUAGAAUGUCGCGCGUGUCGCUCAACAAGUCGCAGUACAGCCAAUACGGCUCGCGUCGCGUGCGGAAGAUCAGUACGGUACGUUUCGAAAAUUCGUCCCUAUUUGGUAAUAUGCGUUUAAGCAUUUCUUGUCUUCAUUCUUGGGUGAUCUGAUUCGCCUCGAAUUUCAAGGCACGAUCUCGUUUCGCUUUUCUUUAUAGUUUCUUCGUACGUGUUCGGAAACAACACGUGACUUAGCCUUGAUAAAUGUAAUUUACACUUUUGUAGUAAUUUCUGACAAACGCGAAACACCAUACACGCAUUUGUAUAUAUCGUCAGCACAGCCGUGUAUCACUGCGUACUUGUGUGCACAAUUUGCACCCGUUGCACCACCGUCACGAAAACAAGGUCGAAAACAAUACUCUUGUCAAGUUUCCUUUGCCUUGACGUUAGGUGGCGCACGCUUUACCAAUUCUAAUGACAGUAGAUCAGCUGAUUCGGCUGACCUUCCAUUCGGCUAAGUCACUAUCGAGUCACUAUCGAUGCUUUCGUAUGUCUUAGCGCUAUAUUUGAAUUCAUUUAAUAUGUUGGCAGUCUAGAUCAUUGUACGAACUCUUUUAUUCCAAAAUAUUUAUAAAACAAAUCCUUACGGAUUUUUUCGUUUACGAUUAUGCAAAAUAUGUUCAAAUUCAAGAAGGCAUGGAAGUAUAUUCUCUUACGGAAAGUGAAUAUUCUGUAGAAGAGCAUGCAAAAUUAACUGCUACUGAUGGAGCUAGUGAUGAAGCAUCUCCAGAAGAUGAAGGAGGAUCAUUAUGUGAAUACCAUGAUAUACCACCUCCACCAGAUGGUGGAUAUGGAUGGGUGGUGGUAUUUGCAUCAUUCAUGUGUAAUAUGAUAGUUGAUGGUAUCGCUUAUACAUUUGGUGUUUUUCUGGGAGAAUUUGUUACAUAUUUUGGAGAAGGAAAAGGCAAAACUGCGUGGGUUGGUUCAUUGUUAUCUGGCAUGUACCUCAGUGCUGGACCUAUUGUCAGUGCUUUAACAAAUAAGUAUGGAUGUAGAGCAGUAUGUAUGGCAGGAAGUUUUUUAGGUGCAGCAGCAUUUGUACUUUCAACAUUUUCAACCAGUGUAAAUAUGCUUAUGAUAACUUAUGGUGUUAUGGGAGGAAUUGGAUUUGGUCUAAUAUAUUUGCCAGCAGUAGUUUGUGUAGGUUAUUAUUUUGAAACCAAAAGAUCAUUAGCUACAGGUAUUGCUGUAUGUGGUUCAGGAUUUGGCACAUUUGCAUUUGCACCUCUUGCAACAAUGUUAUUAGAAGCAUAUAAUUGGAAAGGAGCAAAUUUAAUUCUUGCAGGCCUUAUUUUAAAUUGUGCUGUAUUUGGUGCAAUGAUGAGGCCAUUAGAAUAUCCAAAAGCUUCUUCUGUUAAACCAUUGUUACAAAGAAUGGCAGAGGAGAAAAGAUUUCAAAUGGAACGUGGGAGUAUUGGGGGUUCUUAUUUCAUGGUACAACUGCCUGAUGGAUCUAUGGAAAAGAGAAUGAAAAUGCCUAUUAAUAUUGAUCCUGGUGUUCAUUCCAGUUUCAAUUUAGACCAAUUAGUGCCUGGAACUCCUUUAACACCAGUUCCAACGGUACCAACUCUUCCCACUAUAUCGGAAGUGAAAGUACAAGAACACUCUUCUAGUGGAGCAACUAGUAAUAGUGGCAGUAUGGAUUUAAAAAACAUUUCCACUAAAUCAAAGAGUAGAAAAAAUAUUGAUGAUACCAAAGAUAUAACAGAGAAGUCUGAAAGCGAAUUCAAACCAAUAAUUCCUAGAAAUGCUUCACAGCCUGCUUUUACAACUCAUGUACAAGGUUUACCUAAAAAUGGUUCUGUACCCUUUUUUGAUAGAAUCCGCAAAACAAGUACUGGUGAAAGAUAUAAACCAAGUCUUAGUGCCAUUAAGAAUUCUAGAACAACAUUGAAUUCUAAUGGUGAUAUUAGAAAGAGUUUACAUUUGAGACUUUCGACAAGCAGUGUUAUGGGUUCUCGAAAUAAUAAUGCGGAAAUAGAUGAUGGCGAAAGUAUUACUUUUACCACCAGUAAGACUAGUAUUCCAAAAGAAAAACCACAGAUAAUUCGACCACUAUCAAGAAAGGAUAUUUUUUAUAGUGGUAGUGUUGUUAACUUACCAGAAUAUCAAAGUCAAAAAUCACUUGCAAAUUAUCGUCAAAGUGUUAUUUCUUUAUCAAAAUCCGUUCGUGGAGAUAUUAAAGACACCGAUAUUGAAAAGGCGCGCGAGCAACCUCUAUGUCCUUGUUUGGUAUUACCUGAUUCGUUUAAAGAAGCUCUGGCAACUAUGAUGGAUGUAUCUUUGCUAAAAGACCCGGUAUUUCUUUUAAUUGGUAUUAGUAACGUAUUUGGAAUGGCUGGUUUAUACGUCCCUUUUGUAUAUUUAUUAGAUGCUGCAGUUUUAGAUAAUAUUGACAAGACUCUUGCAUCAUAUUUAGUAUCUAUUAUUGGAAUUACCAAUACUCUGGGUCGUGUAGCUUGUGGAUACAUUGCGGAUUUUCCACAAGUAGACUCACUAUUGUUGAAUAAUAUUUGCUUAAUUAUAUCAACAGUUGCUGUGGCUGCAAUUCCGUUUUGUCAUUCGUAUCCUGCUUAUAUUAUUAUGAGCAUUCUUUUUGGAAUAGCUAUAUCUGGAUAUAUUUCUUUGACGUCAAUUAUUUUGGUAGACCUUUUGGGAUUGGAUAAAUUGACCAAUGCAUUUGGCCUCUUAAUCUUAUUUAGAGGAGCAGCAGCUAUCAUUGGUUCACCUUUAGCAGGUGCUGUUUAUGACGCAACGCAAAGCUAUAGCAUCCCAUUUUUUAUGGCAGGAUUUUUCUUCCUUGUAAGUACAGUUACUAGUUUCAUGGCUCCAGCAAUGAAACGCUGUACAACGCCACAGACUCAGCCUGUGAUAUUAGAUACAUUGACUCCAAUUGAUGAAGAUAUCGAAGAAGAAAAUGAAGAGGAUAUUCCUGAAAUUGUAGAAACUGCGCCAUCUCCGCAAGAACCUCCUGAAAAGGAAAUUAAACAAAUAGAAUCUGUUUUAUAAAAUUUGAUCUGUAUAAGGAGAAAAAAAAAAGCCUUCAUCUCCGAGCCAUACUGUGAUAGGGCUGCUGCUUCAAAAAGGUCUGAAAAAAGUACUUCUUCGUUAUACAUUUUAAUGCUAAAGCACAAAUUAAUGAGUACAACCUGAUGGUAUUUUUAACGUAUUUAGAAUUUUGCAAUUGUAUCUAAUUUUUUUUAUGAAACUCUAAUAUAUAAAUAUAAAUAUACACAAAUACAUAACAAUGUAAAAAAUGCCAUCAGGGGGAGAAUUUCAUUUGCCUAUGUCAAUAGUAGAUGAUAGAUAGAAAAAUUUAUUAACUUAAUCAGUAUAGAAUGAUCAGUAUAAAAAAUAUUGAAAAAGUGAAAAAAAUGCUUUUGCACUUGCAUAUCGAAUAAUAUUGAAAUGAAUAUUAUUAAUCAUCACAAAUGAUAAAUAUUAAUUUAGAAUAAGGAUGGUCAAUUUUCAUUUUUUAUAAAUGGCUCUCUUCUUUAUGCUCAUUUAUAUCUAUUAUAGUACUUUCUAGCAAUAUUUACUCGUAUUCUAUUUUUGAUCUAAAAUUUACGUAUCGAAAACAACGAAAGUUUGCUAUACUAUGUCGAUUUUUCGUAUUAUUUAUGUUAGUAAAUAUCGCAUUUGACUUUUAAUGUUAUAUAUAUUACAUGGAUAAUCCAUGCAAUGAUUGACCAUUCUUAAUCGAGAAUACCCAUCUACAAUAUAUUACUUAAAUCUAUUUUUGGUCGCAAUCCAAAGAUACAAUUCCAAUUAAAUUACAUUCAGAGAGAUAUUUUUCUUGCAUACACAACAAAUGUAUAUACAUAUUAUAGAUUAAAAAAUGUGGAUUAGUUAACAUACAGAUAGAUUCGCUAUUGCGAAAAAAAUUGUAAAUAAUUAUAUAGGCAAUUGUAAAAUAGUGUAUAACGAAUUCCGAAAAAACUAGGCAAAUAGAAAAUAUAUAAUUUCUGUUUUGGGACAUACGUCCUUGUAUUAAUGUAUUGAUUAUGAAUAAUUAACAUGCUAUUAGAUAGAAAUUAAUUAAUAUAUUAAUGAUUCAACUAGAAUGUUUAUUUCAUUGAAUGUAUAAAGAAAACAUUUCGUCUUAUGCAUCUAGUUUGUGUAAAUUAAUUCUUUAGUUAACAGAAUUGACUGUCGGGAAAAAAUGUGAAAUAAUUGAAGUAUAUUAAUUAACACAAACUAAUUCUCGACUAAUACACGUGUUGUUCGACACGACUUUCGGCAAAGUUAUAGUUUGUCGUGUCAUACUAUAUACUAAUUAAAUAUUGAUUAUCGCGAAUAGACAAAAUGUUAUUCAUUUUAUAUAUGAUACUUUUUAUUUACAAUCGCAUACAUGCCUAUGAUCCAUAUAAAUAUAUAAAUCUAUAUAUAGAUAUAUAUGUAUUUUUUUUUGUUAUAUAAAUUUAUAUAUUUAUAUAUAUAUGACGAAUGAAAAAAAUUGUAAAUCUUGUUAAACGGCAUACAACAAAUGUUAAACUUGUAUGUACAUUGUAUAUACAGCGUUUAUUGGUAAGCCGAUUACGGUGAUUAGUUAUCAAUAUGCGUAAGAUUUGGAUAACAAAAAAAAAAGAACCGUUAUUAUCAAUAAGAAAAAAUAUACCAACAGUGCUAUUAUCACUGCUACUGCUAUCACUAUUACCAUUAAUAUUACUAUUACACUAUAUUAAUUAGUACAACUAUUACGACACUUAUUUUUAUUCUCAUAAUUGUCGUGCAGAAAGACCGUGUUUUUGUGAUUUGAAUUGAAAUAUAAUGUAUACAUGUUAUUCAGUCGGAAGUGUACACAUGUGCACGCGUGUCGUCGUGACAAAAGUGUACAGUAACACUUAUUAUAUACAUAUAUAGAGUAUAUUAUCGACGCGCGUGUUCAUAUGACAUUUCGCAUGCGCAUGUUCGUAUGUAUGUAUGUUAGGAGGAAUAGGCGGGUUUCUAGUAGAGAUACACGAAGCAUGUGUUAUGUCGUGUGUGCAUAAUAGAGGCAUACAUAUGCGUACUUACAUAUACACAUGAGCGUAUCAAUACACGUGCGCACGACUUAAUCCUGUGCAUAUGUUAAAAGAAAACAAUAAAAGAAAAAAAGUGAAGUAUAUAUGCUAUGGUACAAAGAAGGACAAAUGUAUUAGGUGACGUUUAUUGAAAUUGAAGAGGAAUUAUGAAUUUUUAUUACUGAAA